This is a messenger RNA of Colias croceus (clouded yellow), 4262 nucleotides long. Its product is annotated as phospholipid transfer protein C2CD2L. Bases 446 to 3172 code for a protein of 908 amino acids. The record is from RefSeq and is a predicted model, not a curated record. Lineage: Eukaryota; Metazoa; Arthropoda; Insecta; Lepidoptera; Pieridae. The transcript is spliced from 21 exons.
UUUUUUUUAUCAGUGCGGUGUUUGAAUUCGUAACUGGAGGUUGUCGCUUUCUGCUCGCUUAUCGAUUUCUUCGUUAGUAAUGUGUUAUUCUUGUGUUUGUAUUAAAAACAUGCCGAAUUUGACACGGGAAUAAAUUCGUAUCGUAUUUAUGUGCUUUCCUUUGAGUGUGCUCGUAUAAAGUAUUCAAUAAACAAUCAUAAUAUUGAUUAUUGACUGACCAACCUGUGUUUAUAUUUCUAAGCAAGUCCCCUGCAAAAUGUCAACGAUUUGAACACUCGGAAACCGCCAAUAAAUACGAACGAACGAAUUAUUUAUCUGUGCGAUGCGUUCAGAAACGUACAGAUUAAAUUAAACCGACUGUGAUGCAGUUUUAGAACGCGCGAAAGAGAAGCGAGCGAGACGCACAGCUGGAUUCGAAAAUAGAACAUUCAAAAAUAGUGAAAAAAUGUUGGGCUCCAAGUCAGUAUCGGGGAGACCGUCGGCGGGUGAACACGCCGCAUGGUGGGAAACACCAUGGAAAACUAUGGCUGACCUUGCAGAAGCCGUCGACGACCUCAUAUGUAGUUUCGACUAUAUGGACACAGCGAUGGAUAACCUAGUGAUGCUCGUAUUCAUUUGGAUUGUAUUCUCGAUAGUGUUGCUGGGGAUCGCGAAAUGGGCGUACGGCAAGUUCGGGGCGAGGAAAGUAGAGGAGAAGGUGGAGAAGAAAGGUAGUGACGAAACGAAGAAGACGGCGAACGAGAUAAUCAGCAGUGCUGAUAGUGUGUUGGCGACGAGCGCAAAGAUAAAGACCGGGGCGUUUAAGCCGUCGAAGCCGAGUGGAUUUAUCCCCGCGACUCCGCCGAACAAGAAGAGAUUAGGUCGGAUGUCCCCUGGACCAGAGCAGUUGUCUCUCAAGAAGCACCAGAGCGUCAUAGUGCCGACGUGCACGGGCGCGGACGCGGCGAGCGUUCAAUGGGUGAACGAGCUGUUGACGUGGUUAUAUAAUGAUCUGGUUAUUGUGAAUGAACUUGUGCAGCAAUGGAUCGUGUCCAUGAACGAGUUCUCGAAGAAAUCGGUGGAGGAGCAAGGCAUCGGCGUGGAGCUAGUGAGAGCGUUAGACAGCCACCCGCCUAGCAUCUCAAACAUCUUCUGUGAGUGCGACAGCAAAGAUGACGUCACGAUCACCUGCGACUGCGAAGCGACACCCGCAUUCCAGCUUAAAGCCUUCAGCCAAAUGGGGGAUAAAGUGGAGGUCUCACAUUAUAGAGUUAAUGUUAACAGAUUUCGCGCGCGUCUCCACGUGACAUGCGUAACGGAGAAAUUGACAGGAGAACUCAAAUGUGACGGUUGGCCCGAGGUGAAAGUGGCCCUUGCCCCCGUGGGGCCGUUACGGCCGAACACCGCUGAGAGCAAUCUACAACAGCUAGUUAGUGACAUCAUAGUAAGCGCUCUUCGCAACACCAAUUUGAAGUUCAAUUUGGCCCCUUACCCCACUUGCCCCAGACUGAGGCGGUAUACGGCGGAAUCUACCCCGAGACUGCCCCUACAUUAUGACUCUAUGUUACAACAAGACAGACACAUGUACACAUCAACACCAAAUUCGACGGCCGGUUGCAUUCAGCUCUUGGGUGAUAAACGAUUGUUGGUCAAAGUCGUUGGUGCUAAGGAUAUUGGAGGCAAAACCGGGUGUAUAGCUCCAUACUGCGUGGUAGAAAUGGAUGAACCACCGCAGAGGAAUCAGACAGCAUUCAAAAAGGACACCUCAAGCCCUCAGUGGGAAGAACAUUUUCUAUUCGAUCUAUCGCCCCAAACUGCGGAAUUACUCUUCGAAGUGUAUGACAGAACCGGCCCCCCCUCCCCUGGUGGGGCGACUACACAAAAUAGGUUCCUAGGUCUAGGUCUAGUAGGUAUAGACGAGUUACUGGCCGCACCUUCACAACGCCAGCAGAUAGCGCUACAGACUCGACCGAUGGAGGAACACGAUGUUAGCGGCUGUCUUACUGUUGAGUUCCUUUUCAUAGAGGGCGCUGAUAUACCAGACUUAGGAUCUAAGCCAAUGAAAAUCAAGGAGAGUUUACGAACACUAUCACCGCAAGGGCAAAUGACAACAAUGACCAAAACUAUAUUUAAACAGAAUGGUCACGAAAAUUCAGCACUAACAGAGACAGCCCUAAGAGAAUUAGAACGGAGUCCUAGCAACGCGAACAAAUCCACACUGAUUAUACAUUCAGUACAAAGGGAGCCGACGAAAUCAAUAAAGGUUGAAAUGACAGACUCUGGCAAGUUUAUCGAAGUUGAGCGCGAAGCAAGCAUUAAAGAGAGUCCAGAAGAAAAAUCAAACGAAAUAAAUGACAAAAUAAGUGAAAAAGACGAAAACACAAGUGACACAGAUAAAAAAUCGGAAACGGUGGAGGAAAAAAAAGAUGUGACGUCAUCAACGGUUAGUCCGAGCCAAUCUCCCGCCAAAAGUGUAAGGAUAAAAGAAAAUGGCGCGAAAUCGAACGGCACGGAGGCGCAAGGAGACUAUGUAAAUAACCAAGAACCACCACCAGAACCUGCACCAAGACAAAAGAGGAAACGAGAUUUCUUUGGAACCAUUAAGAGAAGGCUAGGUAGAUCCCGUACAAGAGGCCAAUCGCUCGAUCUGACUGACUCUGAGAUCGAGAAUCAGCGCUUACGCAGCAUCAGUGCUGAGAGAAAUAGCCAUGAUAAAACGUUAUCACUAGCGAAUAGAAAUGUUUAUUCCGCCGGCGCGUCGCCUGCACAGUCCGGGGACGAAUCUAGGACAUCGAGAAGGUCCUCUCUCAGUGAAGUCUCCGGAUUUAGUACCGCAUCAGCAAGGACGUUCAUCCACGAAGCUUCCACGCUGGUACUGGAGACAAUAGAGGCUGGUAUCAAGAAACAUUACCUUGUUCCUCUGACCGUCGCGCAGAGAUCAAGAUGGCGGCGGAAAGGCGUCAAACUGCACAUUUACAAUGAGCACACGUUCAUCGCUAAACAUCUUAGCGGCGGAACGGUGUGCGAGGUGUGCAACAAGACGGUAGCGCGGCGGCUCGGCAAGCAGGGCUACGAGUGCCGCGACUGCGCCAUGCGCUGCCACAAGCACUGCCACGUGCGUGUGCCCGCGCCCUGCCCGCGCUCCACCGUGCACAACAUGGAGCUAUCCAUGCUCCCAGUGCUAAAUGAAUAGUCAAGCUAAGAAGACUGCAAGAAAAAAAAUAAAAAUCCAAAAAAAUCAGGGCUUACAUCUCAUCGCCAUACACGGAUAAGAAUAUACGGAUGUUGUGAUCUUUUAUAUAAAUGUAGCUUACGCACAAAUGAGCUGUUACUUAAUAUAUAAAUUGUUUAUUAAAUUAUAAAAAAAUAUAUAAUAUACACCCAUACUAUAAGUACAACACGCUGAAAUGUGUAGGCUUUUUAUACAUAUUUAUUAUAUAAAUUUAUAUACAUCAUACUUUAUGAGUCGAGUAUGAGAUUAUACAUUUUUUAAUUGUUAAAAUAUUACGAAGUCUCGUCUCAUAAAAUAUGAGAUAGAAGGUAAGAAGUAGUUGAAAAUCCUUAAAUACAUUCAAGUGCAUAUUGCGUCUAUGCAGUUUGUGCUCUGUGUAGUAUUUUAUCUGCUUGCUAUAACUAUAUUGGCUAAUUAUAGAGUAGUUUAGCGUCGCUAGAGCCCACCUUUAAUUAAAAAUUCAUUAAUCAAACUGUUUUGAAAGUCUUAUAUAAAAAAAUUGUCCAAUGUUCGUCGAUUUUUCAAAAUCCCUACCUCAUUUCUCUUUACCGCGAAGUUACCAAACGAAAACUUUAUACUUUUUAUCUGUUUUAUAAGUUAUAAAUGACGGUAGUGACAGUAAUAACUGCAGCUGUUAAAUCGUUAUUUUGAUUGUAACAUAGCUAUAAGUGCUUACGCACAAUCUAUGAAGUCCAAAUGUGCAAUAAUUAUUUACAAAUGAAAUCUUCUCUCGAAUAAUAAACUUUAAUAUAUUUAACAUGUAAUACCACCAGUGUUUUACUGAUUAUUAUAUUUAUUUUAUGUUGUAAAACCAGAAAUUUGUAAUGUGUUCUGUUAUUUUAUUCACAAUAACAUAGACAAUGUUUUUUUAAUUGUGAGUAAUUGUAAAAUAUUAUCUGUCGUAAAAAUCUUACAUGACAAAUGUGUACUUUAUUAUAUUAAGGUUGUUGCAUAAUUUAUGUGGUUAUAUACAAGUAAUAUUGUUUAUAAAUGUUGGCAUUGUGUUUCUGUAAUUUUAUUUUCUUCUUUUAAUAAAAGGAUGCCUUUUUAA